Bactrocera oleae (olive fruit fly) is the source of this 3527-nucleotide messenger RNA. It is a transcript of the gene E5, whose product is annotated as empty spiracles homeobox protein E5. NCBI's taxonomy places the organism in Eukaryota, Metazoa, Arthropoda, Insecta, Diptera, Tephritidae. Gene Ontology annotation, cellular component: nucleus. Gene Ontology annotation, molecular function: RNA polymerase II cis-regulatory region sequence-specific DNA binding; DNA-binding transcription factor activity, RNA polymerase II-specific. The record is from RefSeq and is a predicted model, not a curated record. Gene Ontology annotation, biological process: neuron differentiation; central nervous system development; regulation of transcription by RNA polymerase II.
CGUUCUUCCAUGUAGCAACGGUGGUCGCAGCUAGUGGCUGGUGCCUGGCUAUGCAUAGCGGCGAUAAGCUCUCGCACCGCUGCGUCAUUAAAGUACAACGCGACUCGAGCGAAAGCGGGCGUUUACAUUUCGUUGAAUCGCAACGUUAAUAUUUUAAAAGCAAAGCGGGCGCAGCGCGAUUUACCGUCGCAAGACAUGCUAAACCAAGAAGAACAAUAAUUUCGCUAUUGAAGCACUUCUGAGUGCCCGAAAAGGAAGUUAUCGCCACUAAUGCACAAUUAAAUAACAACUAAUUCGGUUAAAACCCACACGCAAAGGCGUUACAGAAUCUCUGAACGGCGCGUGGACAUUGUGAUUUUAAGCGGAAGUAUAUGUAUUAGGCGCGGCUGCUAUGCGUGCGUGUGUGCGCAAUUAAACGCUUUGAGGCACAUUAUGGCGUUGACAGCUCGUCAAUUCUAGCGCAACCGUUACGCUACGCCAACACAGAUACGGCAUCGCCAGCGCUACUGUUACUUAUAACCGAUUCACAAUUGCGGUCUCUUUUGUCGGUGUCGCUACUCAUCUGAAACUGCGAGUGCACUCUUCCUCAGUGGAAACUAUUAACAAAUCGAAUGGUGCGGGUUUAGUCAGUUUUAGCGUCACAUACAUUGUGAAGUUAGUGGAGCGUUGCAACUUGUCAAUUGUAUUUUCAUUGUUACCGCCGCAGUUAGUAAAUCAAGCAUUUAAUUGUGUUGUCGAGUUGUCGCGAUUUCAAUUAACCAACAAACCGCGAAGUGUUUUCUUGUCACAAUCUGUGCACCUCAAUCACUGUGUAUUAAUUUUAAAGUCACUGCCUAGCAAAUGAUCAAGUGACCGUUAUUAAGUGAAAGUUGAAUUUCCUGUUUGGAUCGGUCGCCCGAAUUUCGCUUUUAAUUCGCGCGCGCGUAUUAACACUCGUUUGUGAUAGAUUGUGUUGAUCGCAGUUUCGCAAAUGGUCACGUGCAGUCGCCAACCGUUCAACAUGCUGCCAAUGGCGCCUAUUAAUCCCUUUGUCGUGGGUCUGACCCCUUCAUCCAUGGCAGCAGCUGCAGCGGCGGCCGCCGCAGUUGCCGUGUCCACCACCAUUGUCCGGUCUGAAGACAAUGCAACCACCACCACAACCAUAGGAACAGCGACCGUUACUACUGCGUCGAUUAAACCGAAGUUGGCGUUCAGCAUCGAUUCUAUUGUCGGUAGUAAUGUCAACAAUAGCCACAAUAAACUCGAUAAUAGCGGCUCGGCGCAUCCAACGGAUUUUCGGCCUAUGCGACCAUCUGCUAUUUCACCACCACUCUCUUCAUCGCAACGCAGUGACAGUCCCGAUGAACGCACAAAUGCUGAGCGCGAUCGAUGUCGUCUAUUGCUCGCUUCUUACGAACGACCGCCAAGCCGCAUAAGCCUCAGCCUCAGCGAAGAUUCUCACCAAUGCCAACAACCAAUAGAAUUAAGGAAUAGCUUUACUGUAAAUUAUCGUCCCAUCAGCUCAGUGGCGGAUCAGCAUACAACAGCUUUAACACGGCCACCACCAUUGGGUCUUAUUUAUUGCCGCCGGCGUUCGAUGUUGGAUUAUUCACCAGAACGUGAAUGCAGUAGUCCGUCCUUGGUCGGCAGGUGCCGAUCACGCACUAGAUCCCGCUCUCCUUCCCACCAGUCAGUAGUAUCUUCCCAUGAGCACAAUGCCACCGUUAACCGCAGUCGAAGUCCAUCGCCUGCACCAACACCGGCACAUAGCCGCACUACACCACGAUCACCACCAACGCCAAAUAGCGGUGGUGUCACAGUUGGGGAGCUUAACAAGCGACCAAUUCAUGUGCCUGGUAUACCAGCAGGUCUGAUUCGUCCAUUACCUCUACAAGCUCCACAAAGUUUAUCUCUACUUCAGUCUGGCAAUGCUGGCGGCGGAGCUCCCGUAUCUUUAGAAGGUAGUAAUGUUCCAACGAUACAAGCCUCUGGACCUCCUCCUCUACCACAAUCCCUUGGUAUAUCGUCACAAUCCUCGACGUCCGGUGUGGUUGCAACACCGCCACCCCCUCCCAAUCCACACUUUUUGGCCGCUCAGUUCCAAAUGGCUGCUGCCUUGGCGCACCAUCACCAUCAGCAGCAACAGCAACAACAUCAUCCAGCGGCUCAUCUGCCAAGCGGUCAUCCGAUGGCCCUGUUCCCACCCGGACCGCAUCAUCCCCACUUCGGCGGCCCACACAUGAUUCGCGAUAGUUACCCUCUCUACCCUUGGCUACUCAGUAGGCAUGGACGGAUAUUUCCACAUCGAUUUCCUGGUAAUUUCUUACUGCAGCCUUUUCGUAAGCCCAAACGUGUGCGAACAGCAUUUUCUCCUACCCAACUGCUGAAGCUAGAGCAUGCCUUCGAGAGUAAUCACUAUGUGGUGGGAGCCGAACGGAAGCAGUUGGCGCAAGGACUGAGUCUCACGGAGACACAGGUCAAGGUUUGGUUUCAAAAUCGCCGCACCAAACACAAGCGCAUGCAACAGGAGGGUGACAGUGAUUCAAGGAGUCAGAAGGGCAGUCAAGCUGGGGAUAAUGAUGCGAACAAGAACGACAGCUCGCAGAAUAGUUUCGAAGAUCAAGAAGAGGAUGAUGAGGAGGAUCUAAUCGAAGAGGAUGAGGAUGAAGUCAUCGAUAUGGAUGAUUAUGGCAGUGAAAUGGAUGCUGAAGAGCACCAGCGAUUGCGAGAACAGUUUCAGCAACAGCUGCAGCAACAUCAUGAGCAAUUGCAGCAAAUCCAGCAGCAACAACAACAGACACAAGGCCCAGUGCAACAACUACACCGUGAACAACGAGAUUUCAGGGUGCAACAACAACAACAACAACACCAACAAUUCAUGCAACAUCAACAGUUUUUGCAUCAACAAGCACAACAGCAAAAGCAACUUCAUUUACAACAACAACAGCGGCAGCAGCAACAGCAAUAGCAAGAACAGCCAUGAUUGCAGUAACUCAAGUGUGAAGCUUAUAGUGGCGAAUAGCAGGUUUACUCACCCGCAGCUAAUUGUGGCCACUGGGCGUGGUGGUAGUCGUUGUUCCAUUCACUCCAUCUGUCUCGCUUUCAAGCUUUUUCGCCAAUACAUUUUCCUUUAAUUGCAUUCCCCGUCCCCUACUUUACCGUUGGUUGUUUUCAAACUCGAAUAUCAACAACACGAUCGUUUAUGUAAAUUCUUCAUCGAAUCCGAAUUGUAUUUAUUAAUUUGUAAAUUAGAAGCUUAGCCAUUUAAUAAUAUAUUUACGAUUAGAAAUUACGAUGUAAUGUUAUAAAUAAGAAUUACGAUAAUUAAUAAACGCAAACAAUUAAAUUAUAAAAAUGUAUAGUGUAGCAAAUGAAGUACGAGCUUCGAAGAGCUUCCAUUCCUCCCACUGAGCUACAAAUCGUCGCUGUGGCAAUGCAGUUCUUGCAACAAAUGUUAAGCAUUAAGAAAUCCAUUUAAAUAAAAGUUCCAUAAAUCUACGGCCUGGCUGCAAUUAGGCAACUCGCACGUCUAUUGAAUGCAUACAUAC